AUGAAGACUACGAGCUCCUCAGCCAGGAGACGUGAGCUGGAAGCCAGAGAAAAAUUAGCACGCAUGGAGCUGAAGCAAGCCCAAGCUGCGACGAAGCUAGCCCGUGUCAUAUUAGAGCUGGCACAGUGUGAAGAGGAGGACUCCGAGGAUGAAGACCAGGAAGACAGAACAGCACAGGCGCAGAACUGGAUCGAGACGUCAGUAUUGGAAGAAAACAACAUGAGAAAACACGCACAACGAGGUCAACACCCUCCAGAAGAGCCACAGAAUGUGAAGCCUGAAGAGAACUCCUUAGCGAAAAAAGCAACAGAAGAGGGCGAGUUCUCCGACCUGACGAUGGUCUCCAAGUUCCUGAACAUCGAAGCAGACAAAUGUGGAGCCUUCGUGACAUCAGAAGAGAAGAGCGGGUUCGGAAGAACUCAUCGACAAGCGACGCAUUCUACAAGGGAAAAGGACUUCAAAGAAAGAGAUUCAAGACAGUCAACAGAGAAGACUUGUCCUAUAUGUCAAGGUGGACACUUCCUCGUCCACUGCCAGAAGUUCCAGGAGACGUCAGUACAAGAUCGGUGGGCAACAGUAAAGAAAGGUCACGUUGGCUUCGAAUGUCUUCAAGGGAAAUAUCGAAAGGAGAGCUGUAAGAAACCACCAUGUAAGGAAUGCAAAAGGUGGCAUCGUCGUUUGCUGCACGUCGAAUCAGAAGACAGGACCUCGGGAGAGGAGAAGGCAGAAACACAAGAAGAAGUAGCAAGCGCCAUGAGAUCAGUGAAUGCAGUCAACAACGCAAGGGCGUACCUGAAGAUAGUUCCAGUAGAAAUCUUCCAAAAGAAUAUUGGCCCUCAUGGAUGA
Messenger RNA from Parnassius apollo (apollo), 846 nucleotides. NCBI's taxonomy places the organism in Eukaryota, Metazoa, Arthropoda, Insecta, Lepidoptera, Papilionidae. The record is from the annotation of a GenBank genome assembly.